CUCAUUCACAACUCAACGCCACAACCUGUUCAAGCCAUCGAGGGGCUCGGACAGCAUACGCAAAGGCAUGGAUUAUGCGAUACCUCAGCAUCUGUUGUGUUACGAGACGAUGGCCAACCACCGUUCACACCGAGCCCACCAUGCCCUGGACCAGCUUCACUGUCCUUCCUCAAAUUGCUUUCCCUUACAUCAAACCACGUGUUUGCCUCGAGACGAUCUCCAUAAGACCUGAGUCAUGUGCGAGAGCAACGCAAGGCUGUGACACUCUCGCCGUUGACCCAAGACAAGACAGUUGGACGCUGAGAAGCGCGCUGUGGCGGACCAAGAGAAGAGUCCUGAACGAUGAACAACAAGUGGCCGCUGUGGAGUCUGAGUCCAUCUCUAUCCGAUCGCUGUCGCUGUUGGCCUAGAGCCUCCCUGCCCUUCGGGCUUCCUCGUCGUCUUCUACCUACAAGACAUCUUUGUUGGGAUCGGCUACUGACUUGACUGCCCCUCCGGCGUCAAAAUCUGAUGGUUCAAAUGCCGAUCACUUGGGUUGCUCGUUCCGUCUUCCCCGCAGACCGCACAUUCUCCAAACUCUCUCACACCAUUGACUCGUCGCGUCGCUGGUCUCCGACGAUUUCGAUCGAUACGAGCAUUGCCUCCCCGGGCUCGAUUCCACCCAUUUCACCUUCUUCUGAAGCUGCAUACGGCCAUCUCGGUACCGCAGCCCAAGACCGUACCUGAUUUGCUUGUGCCACCCGCACGCAUGGCCAGAUUUUAUCCGGCAAGGCCGCCGGUCUGGGUGGAUUUUCUGGGUGUGGGGUAAGACCGGGCAACAGUCACCCUGAAUUCAAUCCAGCUCUGUACGACGUCCAUGGUGCUUGCCGUCUCGCCGUCUCGAGACUUUGAUUCUUUCCCAUCCAACAUUCCUGCACUGACCGCCACCAAAAACAGCAAUUUUGGUGAUCCUGACGGCAAUCUUCAAACCUACCCCCCCUCAUGAGUUACGUCCUUAUAUCUCACCUUUCCCCCUCCCAGUAAGUGAUCGGUUCUUUUCCUCUUCCCCUUCCUUAUGUUUAACUUCCUUUACCCCCACGCACUUGUCUUCUCGUUCGCUGCUUCCUGUUUGAUCGCGUGUCUAUCCGGCCCUAAGUGCCUUCUCGUGUUCGCUUCAAUCGUGACAUCACCCGUUUGCUUUGCCUGACAAACGCCGCCAUGCUGUCGACAGAACGAACUCCCAGACCUCAUCCCUUUCGGCACCCUCACCGACCUAUUUCUUCGAACUACGGGACCUCCCCACGAGUCAUGCAAAACGGUACCGACCACCUGGAGCACAUCUGGAUCGUUACCGGUCCUGCAGGAUGCGGAAAGACGACGGUUGCUCAGCACCUUGCUGCCGAGUUGUCGUUACCCUACAUUGAGGGUGAUGACUACCAUCCCAUAGCCAACAAGCAAAAAAUGGCCUCUGGAACCCCCCUUACGGAUGCUGAUCGCUGGGAUUGGCUGAUCACCCUUCGAGAAGAAGCCAUCAAGAAGCUCCAAACCUCCAACUCGGUCAUUGUCACAUGCUCGGCUCUCAAGCGCAAAUAUCGCGACGUCAUCCGAGUCGCCAACUAUGAACACCCUUCCGUCCAAGUCCAUUUCAUCUACCUCAAGGUUGACGAAGCAACGCUGCAAGCGAGAGUCGCAGCGCGAGUCGGACACUAUAUGAAAGAAGGAAUGGUCCACAGCCAGAUGGCCACGUUGGAGGAGCCGGAGGAAGAACUCGAAUGGGAUGUCAUGCAGGUCGAUGUGAGGGACGACAAAGAGCAGGUCAAGCGACAUGCACUAGACCUAGUGCAGCGCAAGCUGAAAGAAUAUGACGAACUGGUGGUGCAGCAACAAGCCUAGUGACGGCGUCUUGGGUGUAGGCAGGCAUUUGAAUGUCUUGGGUACCGGAAGGAUCAGACCAUGAAGAGAAAAUGAUUUGAGCAUGGGCGCAGGGCGUUAAGCAACGGAUUGGAAUAAGGCAAGAUGGCUGGCAGAAGACGCCAACAUCCAGAGUGUACUAGUAAGGGACGGCAAAAGAGGAUCUAAACGAGAGGAAGGGAGUAGCAAGGACGAUGGCUUUGGGCGUCACUCUGAUACGUCUUGGAAACAACGCGUCAAAUGGUGCUUCUUCAGGUUAGGUGACCGCAGUUCAGGAUAUUUUGUUACACACAGUGCAGUACGAGCACGGGCUCUCACAAUGGAAAAGGCUAUUGAAUACCUCAGAACUGAACAGGGUCAAUCAACGCAGAGUCCGC
Molecule: messenger RNA, 2267 nt
Organism: Cladophialophora immunda
Lineage: Eukaryota; Fungi; Ascomycota; Eurotiomycetes; Chaetothyriales; Herpotrichiellaceae
Exons: 2
Coding region: 1198-1872 (224 amino acids)
Cellular component (GO): cytoplasm
Molecular function (GO): gluconokinase activity
Source: RefSeq, a predicted model, not a curated record